Messenger RNA from Chrysoperla carnea, 2546 nucleotides. Its product is annotated as sodium-dependent noradrenaline transporter-like. NCBI's taxonomy places the organism in Eukaryota, Metazoa, Arthropoda, Insecta, Neuroptera, Chrysopidae. Gene Ontology annotation, biological process: dopamine uptake involved in synaptic transmission; sodium ion transmembrane transport. The coding region runs from base 9 to 2546 and encodes 845 amino acids. Gene Ontology annotation, molecular function: dopamine:sodium symporter activity. Gene Ontology annotation, cellular component: presynaptic membrane; neuronal cell body membrane; neuron projection. The transcript has 14 exons. The record is from RefSeq and is a predicted model, not a curated record.
AUAAAAAAAUGAAAGUUCAUCAAUCAGCUGCAGCAAUUGAUAGCAAUAGACGUGUGUCAUCUACAUCAUCCUCAGCUGGUGAUAUUAUCGAAUCAUCCUCAUCAACAACAGCAACCACUACUACAACCAUACCACAACAGCCAGUAAUGAUAUCUGGUGGUACAAUUAUAUCACCAGGUAUUGGUGGUGAUAGUACGGGUCCACCACACCAUCAGCAGCAACAGCAGCCGCCACCGCCACCUCAACAAACAAAUCGUCUGGCAUCAAUGGUUGUACGAAAUGGUCGUGGAUCAUAUGAGAAUGUUAUAGCUACACCUGAAUAUAUUAAAGAAAAUAUGAUGAUUAUUACAUCGACUUCAUCGACAACGACAUCACAAACAGAUUCACCAGGUAUUACAACGUAUAGUAAACAUCGUAUGGCAUCGGUGAAUAGUGGAUCAACAUCGACUGGUUUAGACGAUGGUUAUGGAUCAUCGUCUAGUACGCCACAUGCGAUUCCAGGUAGAACGCAGAAUAACAAAUCUAGUCCACCGCCUAUAUCAAAUUUAGUAUUAACGUAUUGUUCACAGCCAUCAUCAAAUCAAAUUCAGAAAAAAAACCUUCAAGUACAAAUAGCUGAUUCAACAACAGGCGAUUUAGUAAUAUGUACAACAACAACCUCAUCAUCAAAAGCAUCAAUUGACUCGAAUCAACUAUAUAAUCAAAGUUCUGUUGAAACAUUAGAAGAUGGUGUAAUACAAAGUAAUUAUGAAUCACAUUGUACAACAACGGGUGAUAGUAAAAAACAAAUGAAAAGUACUACAAAAUCACAUGAUAAUAUUAAUGAUAAUCGUGAAACAUGGGGUACAAAUGCGGAUUUUUUAUUAUCAAUUAUUGGCUUUGCUGUUGAUUUAGCCAAUGUAUGGCGUUUCCCAUAUUUAUGUUAUAAAAAUGGUGGUGGUGCAUUUUUAAUUCCGUACACAUUAAUGUUAGUAUUUGGUGCUGUACCAUUAUUUUAUAUGGAAUUAAUAUUGGGACAAUUUAAUCGACAAGGACCAAUUAGUGUAUGGAGAAUAUGUCCGUUAUUUAAAGGAGUGGGAUUUUGUGCAGUUUUAGUAGCAUUUUAUGUAUCUUUUUAUUAUAAUGUAAUAAUUGGUUGGGCAUUAUAUUUCCUGGUAUCCAGUACGCAAUACGAUUUACCAUGGAUACACUGUAAUAACAGCUGGAAUACUCAGCAAUGUUGGGACAGUAAUGUAAUGAACAAAUCAACGCAUGAAAUUGCUGGUGUUCCAGAAUUAGCGUCACAUGUAAAUAAAUAUACACCAGCUAGUGAAUUCUUUCACCGAGCUGUACUUGAAAUGCAAUGGUCCGAUGGUCUACAUGAAAUGGGUUAUCCAAAAUGGCAACUUGUUUUAUGUGUAUUUUUUGUAUAUUGUAUGUUAUAUUUGUCGUUAUUUAAAGGAGUCAAAUCAAGUGGUAAAGUGGUAUGGGCAACGGCCACAAUGCCAUACGUAGUGUUAAGUAUAUUGUUAGUACGUGGAUUAAUGUUACCCGGUGCAAUGUCUGGAAUAAAAUAUUAUUUACAACCAGAAUUAUCUCGUUUGAGUGAUACACAAGUUUGGGUGGAUGCAGCUGUUCAAAUUUUUUACUCUGUGGGUGCUGGAUUUGGUGUUCAUUUAUCGUAUGCUAGUUACAACACGUUUCAUAAUAACUGUUUUAGAGAUUGUAUUGUUACAACGAUUGUUAAUUGUUUUACAAGUUUCUUUUCCGGUUUUGUGAUAUUUACGUACCUAGGGUUUAUGUCAUAUAAACAAGGCGUACACAUAAGCACAGUUGCGACAGAAGGACCUGGGUUAGUAUUUCAAGUAUAUCCAGAAGCUGUAGCAACGUUGCCUGGUAGUAAUUUCUGGGCGAUGUUAUUCUUUUUCAUGUUAAUUAUGCUUGGAUUAGAUUCAGCGAUGGGUGGAAUGGAAUGUGUCAUCACCGGUUUAAUGGAUGAAUUUCAUGAUUUUUUCCAUAAUCGAAAAUAUGCAAGAGAAAUUUUCACUGCAUCUGUAGCAUUUGUCUCAUUUUGUGUUGCAUUAAUUAAUGUUACACCGGGUGGUAUUUACAUGUUUCAUUUAUUUGAUACAUAUUCAGCGGGUAUUUCAUUGUUAUGUUCAGCAUUAUUUGAAGCUAUUGCAGUUUCAUGGUUUUAUGGUUUGGAAAAAUUUUCACAAGAUGUCCACUUAAUGAUUGGAUCAAAACCAGGACUCUAUUGGCGAAUAUGUUGGAAAUUUAUAAGUCCAACGUUUAUCAUCGGCGUUGUUAUGUUUGGUCUAAUAUAUCAUGAAAAAUUACAAUACAACGAAUAUAAAUAUCCAGAUUGGGCUGAAUGGGUUGGAUGGUGUUUAGCAUUAUCCAGUAUAUUAAUGAUACCGAUUGUGAUGAUAAUACAAUUAGUAAAAACACCAGGAACGUUAAAAGAACGUUUUGCAUUUAAUAUUACACCAGUUGAAGAACAUGAACAAUUAAGAGAAACAAAAUAUUGUUCAAGAUUUAAAUGCAGACAUUGGUUAUAUGUUUAA